Molecule: messenger RNA, 3033 nt
Organism: Plasmodium reichenowi
Lineage: Eukaryota; Apicomplexa; Aconoidasida; Haemosporida; Plasmodiidae
Exons: 1
Coding region: 1-3033 (1010 amino acids)
Source: RefSeq, a predicted model, not a curated record
AUGGCCAUAAAAAAAAAAAAGAAAGAGACAAAAUCCAAAGAUAAUAAUAAUAAUGAUAAUCUUAGAAAUGAAAAAAAAUCAACAAACUUAGAAAAUGGAAAGUAUGAUAAAAAGAAAGUAGAAAUAUACGAACAUGGGGUAGGUGGUAUCACACAAAAUAAGAAUGAUAAUCAUAAAGAGAAUCCUUAUGAUGAUCAUAUUUAUCAUGAUAAAUCAGAACACAUAAAUGUUAAAUAUUUAAAUGAAAAAGAUUAUGAAAUUGAAAAAGUGUCUAAAAGAAUUUAUGAAGAAAAUAGUAAAAUAAAAAAAAUCUCUUUACAUCAUAAAAUAUUAAAAGAAGAACUUGAAACAAAACAAUUAAUUGAACAAAACGACAAAAAGAAAAAAAAUUCAUUAGAUUAUUAUAAGAAAGUCAUAAUUAAACUAAAAAAUAAUAUUAAUAAUAUGGAAGAAUAUACAAACAAUAUAACAAAUGAUAUUAAUAUACUAAAAGCACAUAUAGAUGAUGAAAGAAACGAAAGAAUUAUAUAUAAUAAUAAUAUGAAAAUAUUAAUAAACGAAUAUAAUUCUUUAAAAAAAAAUAUACAAGAUUUAAACAUGCAAGAAAAAGAACAACAUAAAUUUAAUGCAAAAUUAAAAGAAGAACUAAAGGAAUUGUAUAAAGAGAAAGAAAAUAUGGAGAAAAAACACAGAGAAGAUUUUAAAAAGUUACAACAAAAAAUUAAAGAACAAAAAAUAUUAUCUUACGAAAAUAAAAUAAAUGAUCUUACAAAAGAAAAAGAUAAAAAUAAAAUGGAAAAUCAGGAAGUAAAUAAAUAUGAAGACAAACAUAAUAAUAAUAUAUGUAAUGAUAACAAUAUAUGUAAUGAUAAUAAUAUACAUAAUGAUAAAAAUAUACAUAAUGAUAACAAUAUUAUUCUUAGUAAUAAUAAAAUAACCGAAAAAGACAAUAUGAUCAAUAUAUUAAACUAUUAUGAAGAUGAAAAGAAGAAACAACUACAAAACAAAAUUGUAAUGUUAAAAAAAUUGUGUCUUCGAAUAUUAUUCAUAAAUGAAUACCAAAUAUAUAAUAUUAAAAAACUUCAAGAAAAUAUAAAUAAUAUGAAUAAUGCUAUAAACUCUAUAAAUUUAAUAAGUUAUAACAAAGGAGAUUUUGAUCAUAUUAUUAUUAAUUUAAAUGCUUCUAAAGAAAAAAAUUAUAGUCUUAUAUCUAGAAUAAAUUUAUUAAAUUAUGAAACCAAUGUUUUAAAACAAUUAAUUAAAAAAAUGAAAGAAAAAUUCAAACAUCUAAAUUUACAAAAUGAUGAAAUCAUUAAUCUUAAAUAUGAUAUCUCAAAUAAUAUGAAUGAAAAAAUGAAACAUAUAAAAACAUCUUUACUCACAAAUCAAGAAACAUGUAAUCUUAAAAAAAAAUGUUUCCAUGAUUGUCUUCUAUAUUUAAAACAAUUAUAUACAUUUAUUAAAAAAUACGAAAAUAAUAAUGAUAAAUUAAAUAUCAAAAGUCAAAUCAUAAAUAAAGAUAAAAACUUACAUUUUAAUUAUAUACAUAAAUAUAAUGAAGAUAUAUUAGUAGACGAAAAUUAUAUUAAUGACUUUUUAAUUUUUAUAGAAAAAUAUAUUUAUUCCCUUAAUUUCUACUUACCAACACAAAACUUUAAUUAUAAAAAGUAUUUAUUACAUAACCGAAGUAUACAUAAUAUAACCUUGGAUACUCACGCAUCCUCAAAAGAAUACCUCCAUAAGGAGGAUAGUUCUGAAUUUAACCAACAUGGUCAUAAUUUAUUACGAGAUUCUUUAAAUUUAAAUGAACAAGAGGGAAACAACGACCACCUUCAACAUGCACAGCAUACCUAUGAGGAAGACCCAAAAGAUGAAAGUGGUGAUAUGGUAAAUAUAAAAGAUGAAAGUGGUGACAUGGUAAAUAUAAAAGAUGAAAGCGGUGACAUGGUAAAUAUAAAAGAUGAAAGUGGUGACAUGGUAAAUAUAAAAGAUACAAGUGGUGACAUGGAAAAUAUAAAAGAUACAAGUGGUGGCAUGGUAAAUAUAAAAGAUGCAAGUGAUCAUAUGGUAAAUAUAGAAGAUAUAAGUGGUGAUAUGGAAAAUAUAAAAGAUACAAGUGGUGAUAUGGAAAAUAUAAAAGAUACAAGUGGUGAUAUGGAAAAUAUGAAGGAUCUAAAUGAUGACAUCAAAAAUGUGAAGGAUCCAAACGAUGACAUAAAAAAUGUAAAGGAACCAAACGAUGACAUCAAAAAUGUGAAGGAUCCAAACGAUGACAUAAAAAAUGUAAAGGAACCAAAUGAUGACAUCAAAAAUGUGAAGGAACCAAAUGAUGACAUCCAAAUUUUGAAGGAUCCAAACGAUGAUAUAUCCACUAUAAACAACCUGACCACCCAUCUUUCUAACGAAAACAAUUUGAUGACUGAUCUUCCUAAAGUAGACCAUAAGAUAAAAGAUGAAAUUCAAAGUGAACAUAUAUUGGAGAAUACAAAUAUAAGUGAUGAUAAUAUAAAUAAAGAAAAUUCAUUAAAAAUACCUUUAAAUUAUGAUCAUACACAAGAAAACAUUUUAAAGAAUAAAAAUAAUAUGGAAGAUCAAAAUAAUUUGCUUGAACAAAAUAUUAUGAGAGAUCAAUUACAGAACCAUAAAGAAUGUGAAGAAUUUAAACCACAUGAUAACAAAGAAAAAAAUAAUAUAAUAAAUGAUGAUACAAAAAAUAUAAUAAAUGAUGAUACAAAAAAUAUAAUAAGUGAUGAUACAAAAAAUAUAAUAAGUGAUGAUACAAAAAAUAUAAUAAGUGAUGAUACAAAAAAUAUAAUAAGUGGUGAUACAAAAAAUAUAAUAAAUGAUGAUAACAAUAAACCUUAUAACGAGGAUCAUAAUAUUGUUACCAUUAACGAUGAAAAAGCAAAUUAUAUAUUAAACCAUUUUAAUUCUCGUAAUAUCGAAUAUGAUAAAUUAAAAGAAGAAAUACCUAAUGAACUUUUAAAUAUUAAAUAUGACUCUUCCAAAAAAAGUACAAUAAGUACAAAUUAA